Talaromyces amestolkiae is the source of this 837-nucleotide messenger RNA. RefSeq lists its product as uncharacterized. The coding region runs from base 1 to 837 and encodes 278 amino acids. The transcript is spliced from 2 exons. The record is from RefSeq and is a predicted model, not a curated record. Lineage: Eukaryota; Fungi; Ascomycota; Eurotiomycetes; Eurotiales; Trichocomaceae.
AUGGCUACAACCGCCCCACGCCUUGAACUUCCAGGCCCGAUACAUCCCGCGAAAGUUGAGAAACACGGCGUGAAGCCUUCUAUAGCGCGGCCUGUCCGGAUCGCAGUCUAUGAUCCACGGGAUCACGAGGCUCCUGCUAUUUUACAUGAACCACGACAGUACACUGUUGAUGAUGCGAAGGCAUCUGCUGUUAUAUUGAUCAGCGGUGCGGGCGGGGGUGUCAGUGGACCUGCUGGAAUAUACCCCUCCCUCGCCGACAAACUCGCCAUGCUCCUCUCCAUCCCCUGCAUCAGACUCGACUAUCGCGAACCCGCUCAGACAAACUACUGUUCUGCCGACGUAAUCGCCGCAAUGGAUUAUCUCGCCGGCGAAUUCUCCUCCAAACACUUUGUGCUUGUUGGAUGGUCUUUUGGCGGUAGUCCGUGUUUCACUGUCGCUGCGAAAGAUCCCAAUCGUGUUGCGGGCGUGGCGACCGUGGCAUCACAAACCGCGCGGACGGAAGGGGUUACGAUGUUGACUCCUAGGCCCUUGUUGCUGUUGCAUGGUACAGGGGAUACGUGUCUGUCAUCGCGGUGUUCACAAAGUCUAUUUGAAGCAUAUGGGCAGUCUGGGAAAAAGGAGUUGAAGCUUUUUGAUGGUGAUGAUCAUGGGUUAAGCCGGAAUGCCGUGCAGGUGGAGAAGUUGAUAUUUCAGUUUGCGGCGAGGACUCUGGGGUUCAAGGAGGUGUUGGGGGAUCCGUAUAUUGACAUACAGGCUAGUCAGGAUCUGGCAGGGAGUAGACAGGAGAGGAUUAGAGAGAUGAGGGAGGGACACGAUUUUGAGGGUGAGAGGUUGUAA